This is a messenger RNA of Nycticebus coucang (slow loris), 2408 nucleotides long. It is a transcript of the gene PODXL, whose product is annotated as podocalyxin like. Lineage: Eukaryota; Metazoa; Chordata; Mammalia; Primates; Lorisidae. Gene Ontology annotation, biological process: regulation of microvillus assembly; negative regulation of cell-cell adhesion; cell migration. The record is from RefSeq and is a predicted model, not a curated record. Bases 190 to 2397 code for a protein of 735 amino acids. Gene Ontology annotation, cellular component: apical plasma membrane; microvillus membrane. The transcript is spliced from 8 exons.
UCAACACUAUUUCACUGGUGAGGAACCCAGGCUUAGAGGGUGGUCCGCCCUGCCCGGCGCACACCCUGCGCAGAUCUGCUCAGCAGUCAGGCGGGAUGGGGGCCAGCCGGCAGGAGAGUCGCGCCGGGCAGGUGGGAGCCUUGCUUCUCGGGCGUAGCUGCGGAACGCGCUACAGCCUGGAGGCCUCGGAUGGUCCAGCAGGAAAGGCCGGAGGUCCGCCGCGCUCCGGACCUAGCUGUACCGCCUGCCAACCACUGUGGGGGAGACACCUGUAGGGGACACCUGUGCACAGAGGCUGGGUGCCCGCCCGGAGCCCCGCGACCCCCCGGGCAGCUGCCAGGAGCCCGGAGCCGGCCACCCGCCCGCGGCCCCCCGCCUACGGCGCUCCAGGGCGGAGUUUCUUCCUCUGCUCAUUGUUCACUGCCCAGCGCCCGCCCAGCUCCCGCCCCGCCCGGCCCAGCCGCCGCCGCCGCGGGCGCGCUCCUCGGGAGGGGAGGGGUGGGCAGGGGGAGGGGCGGGGGCCGGCGCGGACGGGACGGGAGUCGCCGCGGCUGCUGGCGGGGCCGCAGCCGCGCAGACGCCGCCCAGGACGCAGCCGCCGCCGCUGCUGCUCUGCCGCUGGCUCCGCGCCCCAGCCCUGCUCUGCGGCAGCUGCGGAGAGAAAGGGCCGCUGAGCGCGACUCCAGAGUCCCGGACCACCGCAGGGCCGCAGGAGCCACCGCCAGGCCUCCCCGAGCGGCGCCCACGCUCCCGCCACCCGGACGCACGGACGCUCCCUCCGCUAGUCCCGCAGCCACCUGCUCCCGGCCCGGAGGCGAGGACACGAUGCGCUCCGCGCUGGCGCUCUCGGCGGUGCUGCUGCUGCUGCUGCCUCCGCCGUCGCUCUUCGACAAUGCUCCAACCAGCCAGACCAAUGAUAAAUCAGAUGGGGCCACCAAGAUGGUGUCAGCCACAACUAUAACACCUGGUAGCACAAUAGUGACUACAAAGACAGCCCAACAGAGCACAGCACAAACGACCCCUAGCACGGUGACAGCGACCGCCCGCGACCAGGACACCAACUCCCCUGCAGCGUCCAGCGGCCCGGUGGGAACUACAACCCCAGAUGAAGCCUCAACCCAGAGAACCCUCACGACAACUGCUGGUGGCCCCACGGUUGUUGGCGUUUCGAGCAGGCCUACCUUUGCUUCAUCCACUGUUCCAACGAAGCCUGAAACCACAAAAGGUGUCGCUACUUCCACUGACUCUGGAGCCCACAGUGACCCCAUUGUGACAACAGGCCCCGCGACUGAGGGAGAAAGUCACACCACCGUGCAACCUACCCCUGGGGUUAACACCUUAAAAUCCGCUUCUGCCCUUCCUCCGGCAACAAACCCGGCAAACUCUCACCCAUUGACUAACGUUACUUCGGAGCCCUUCAAGAGCUCUCCCACGGGACAGCACCCUCCUGCCACAGCUUUAAGUAGUGCAGGCACUGUGGUUGGCCUUAGCCACACCUUCCCACCCGACAGGGGACCUACCACGCAGUCAUCAGUGGCUACCGUACAAGAAACACAACAGGCUUCCAGCCAGAGGCCAGUCAUCCCUGUGAGCUCUUCCGAGGCAGUGUCACAACAGCACACAAGUGUGGCACCGGGAACUAUGGCCAGCACUCCCGUUAGGACACCCACGAGAACCAGCCCCAAGCUGGCUUCCACUGCCCCCGAAGGCCCCAGCAGAUUUCCCACCUUGGCUUUUGGGAGGAACAAGAUAAGCUGCGGUUCUCCUGAAAAACCGAAUGAGGACCUGCUUAUCCUGAACUUCACGAGGACCAGCCUGUGCCAGGUAAGCAGCUCUUCAGAUGAUAACCUGGUCACCAUCCUGUGCCAAGCAGCCAAGGCCACCUUCAACCCAGCUCACGAUGACUGCAAUGUAGUGCUGGUACCUGUUCCAGAAAGCCAGGCAGUGGCAGUCAAAGAAAUCGUGAUCACGACAAAGCUCCUUCCCAAGGACAUAUACGAGCAGCUGAAGGACAAAUGGGAUGACCUAAAAGAGGCGGGAGUCAGUCACAUGCAGCUGGGGGACCAGGGACCACCAGAAGAGACUGAGGAUCGCUUCAGCAUGCCCCUCAUCAUCACCAUCGUCUGCAUGGCAUCCUUCCUGCUCCUGGUUGCGGCCCUCUACGGCUGCUGCCACCAGCGCCUCUCCCAGAGGAAGGACCAGCGACUAACCGAGGAGUUGCAGACCGUGGAGAACGGUUACCAUGACAACCCAACCCUGGAAGUGAUGGAGACCUCUUCUGAGAUGCAAGAGAAGAAGGUGGUCAACCUCAAUGGGGAGCUGGGGGACAGCUGGAUCGUCCCUCUGGACAACCUGACCAAGGAUGACCUAGACGAGGAGGAGGACACACACCUCUAAUGGGUCUGCUG